AUGAAGCUGAAAAGGCGCCUGGGCGCCCUCCGCUGCGACCCCGACUACCUGCGGGGCGCCCCGGGCAGGGCCAAGGUGGCCGAGGUGGUUUUGGCACUGAUUGCAUUCAUCUGCAUAGAAACCAUCAUGGAAUGUUCCCCGUGCGAAGGCCUUUAUUUCUUUGAGUUUGUGAGCUGUAGUGCAUUUGUAGUUACUGGAGUUUUAUUGCUUAUGUUCAGUCUAAAUCUUCAUACAAGAAUACCACAGAUCAACUGGAAUCUUACAGAUGUGGUCAACACUGGACUCAGCACUUUCUUCUUUUUCAUUGCAUCUGUUGUACUCGCUGCUUUAAACCAUAAAACUGGAGCAGAGAUCGCUGCUGUGAUAUUUGGUUUCUUGGCAAUGGCAGUGUAUGCUGUGAGUCUGUAUUUAGCUGUUAAGAAAUGGCGAAUGAACGGCAGGCAGCAGAACAGCCGGCAGACCAGCAAUUACUUGCGGGCCCGGACAGAGUCGAGAGAAGUGGAUCAGCAUCCUGAGAUUCAGCGUUUGGAUGAUGCAUGAAAGCUACAUCUGGGGAGAGGACUGUGAGGAGGGAAAACGAACAUUUUAUUUUCUCUCAUCAAGUAAAGUUCAUGUAGUUUUCAGUUUUCCAUAUUUUUAGGAAGAGAAGGGAGAGCCUGUCUUGGCAGAAAAUACCUGGCUGUGUACAGAGAAAUACUUUGAUCUACAUUUUGUUCAGAAGCCAUUCACAUGAAGGCUAUAAGUACUGGCCACACAAAGCAAGAUCUGUAUGAAAAGUCCACAUAAGUGUCUGAAGUCUGUUAGUAUUUUGAUUAAACACCUGUAGGGUACUUUUUCCAGUUUCAGGCUGUAGAGACCCAUCGUAUUCUACCACUAUC
Alligator sinensis (Chinese alligator) is the source of this 878-nucleotide messenger RNA. RefSeq names its product CKLF like MARVEL transmembrane domain containing 4 (gene CMTM4). Gene Ontology annotation, cellular component: membrane. The coding region runs from base 1 to 540 and encodes 179 amino acids. The record is from RefSeq and is a predicted model, not a curated record. The transcript has 5 exons. Lineage: Eukaryota; Metazoa; Chordata; Crocodylia; Alligatoridae.